Molecule: messenger RNA, 542 nt
Organism: Paramecium sonneborni
Lineage: Eukaryota; Ciliophora; Oligohymenophorea; Peniculida; Parameciidae
Source: the annotation of a GenBank genome assembly
AUGAUAAAAAAUUAUUAUAAACAGUCUAGGCAAUCAUCUCAAAAAAAACCUUGUGAAUUUCAUUGCAAUUCUAAAUCCUAAUCAAAAUCUCCUACUUAAAAUAAAUCAAAGACAACUUAAAAAUAAUCAAAUGAAAUAUUUAGAUCAAAAUACACUAUGCCAAAAGGAGAAUUAAAAUAUUAUAAGGAAUGCUUUCCUGAAGAAUAUACUAUAUUUUCUAUAAAUAAUGAAAUAAACUUUGAAAAGGAUAUAAUAAAAUGCAAAUAAAAGGAUUCUCAACUUAAUACUACUUUAGAAGGCUCAUUUGAUGAGGAUCAAUGUUAGCUUUAAGAUUUUACUCUUCAAGCAUCAUUCAAUCCCAUGCCUUAUACAUAACAUUAACAUAGCUCUCGCUUUGUUUAUUAGAAAAGAGAGAGAAUAUUCGAGGAAAGAAGAACUUCUUUAAGUAAUACUUAAAGCAUUACAUAGGUCCUUUGUAGAGAAGCUUAUACUUAAAAAACAAUAGUUAAUUGCAAAGUAGUAAAAGGAAAAUAUUUGAUUGA